Messenger RNA from Lotus japonicus, 1305 nucleotides. RefSeq names its product beta-carotene isomerase D27, chloroplastic. The coding region runs from base 71 to 865 and encodes 264 amino acids. Gene Ontology annotation, molecular function: iron ion binding. The record is from RefSeq and is a predicted model, not a curated record. The transcript has 9 exons. NCBI's taxonomy places the organism in Eukaryota, Viridiplantae, Streptophyta, Magnoliopsida, Fabales, Fabaceae.
CACCAUUUAAAACUACAAUACAACCAUACUUUAUUUCACUCUCACAUGAAAAUCACAAUAACACUAAAAAAUGGAAACAAGUGUUGUGAGGCAGAACAUGAUUUCAAUUUCAACACCAACUUCACCUCUCUGGAAGCUGAUCAAACACAAACCACAACAUCGACCUUGUGUGGUUGCAGUGCUCAGAAAUCCUUUAAGUGACAUUGCAGGAGCAGCAAGAAAAACUAUAGGAGAAUCUGAUUCUCCUAUGAAAACUAAUAUCUACAAGGAUAACUGGUUUGAUCGCUUAGCAAUAAACCAUCUAUCAAAAAGUGUUCAAGAAGCCACAGGAGUGAUUAACCAUAAGAGUGGGUAUGAGGGUCUGGUUGAAGCAGCUAAUGUGGCUAAACAUAAAUUUAGUCCUGUUCAGCAGCAAGAGGUUGUCAUUCAAGCUCUUGACAAAGCUUUUCCAAAGCCAAUACUAGAUUUGAUAAAGACACUGCUACCACCAUCUAAAUUUGCAAGGGAAUAUUAUGCCGUCUUCACCACUUUGUUCUUUGCUUGGUUGGUCGGACCAUCCGAGGUUAGAGAAUCGGAGGUCAACGGAAGAAGAGAAAAAAAUGUAGUCUACGUCAAAAAAUGCAGGUUUUUAGAGGCGACAAACUGUGUAGGAAUGUGUACUAAUAUCUGCAAAAUGCCAUCUCAAUCGUUUAUCAAGGACUCUCUUGGUAUGUCAUUCAACAUGGUCCCAAAUUUUGAUGACAUGAGUUGUGAGAUGAUAUUUGGGCAGGACCCUCCAGCAUUAGCUGAUGAUCCAGCACUGAAGCAACCUUGCUACAAACUAUGUAAGGCAUAUAAACAGCAUGGACCGAGCUGCCACGAUUAAUGCAGAGAGUAUGGAUGUUUGGGGAGAAUUGGUUUGACUAGAGAUUUGUUGUAGGCUUUGAGGUCAGCAAGGGUGGAACAAGUGUGUCUCCCACAUAUUGUGUGCUGCCAAAGUUCAGGCUCAUCAGCCAUAGUUUCUCUCAAUGAAGUGCUCCAACACACUCAGAACCAAUCAUUUGCAGGUGGAUUUCCAUCAUUUUACUAGUUUCAAAGUUCUUUCUUUUUGGUUUUUAAAUGUGUAAAAGCACAAGUGGCCAACCGGCUUAAGGUUUAUUUAUAAUUUUUUAUGAUAGGAAACUAGUCUUUCCAAUGUUUUCAGCCCUUUCCCAAUAAUAAUAGAACACUAAUAAGUAAGAAAGAAAAGGACACUUUCCUAGUAGUUUUCGGCUAUGUUUGUAUAUCAGUUGAAAUCAAUACAAAUAGAUGUUGGAACGCUCGAAA